AGGAACAAGCUUUUCCAAAAAAGUAUUGGCUGUCCUAAGGAAUGCGGUCGCCCCCCUGGGAAAGUACAUAUCAGAGAGCAGCAGGCAGCUCCGCGCUCGUACUCCGUCUCAGCCACCCCACCGCGCUCGUGUCUUUGCUCCCGACGCUGCCUAAGGGCCCCUCGCCACUGCCACCAUGGACGCCAUCAAGAAGAAGAUGCAGAUGCUGAAGCUCGACAAAGAGAACGCCUUGGAUCGAGCUGAGCAGGCGGAGGCUGACAAGAAGGCGGCGGAAGACCGGAGCAAGCAGCUGGAAGAUGAGCUGGUGUCACUGCAAAAGAAACUCAAGGGCACUGAAGAUGAACUGGACAAAUACUCUGAGGCUCUCAAAGAUGCCCAGGAGAAGCUGGAGCUGGCUGAGAAAAAGGCCACAGAUGCUGAAGCUGAUGUAGCUUCUCUGAAUAGACGCAUCCAGCUGGUUGAGGAGGAGUUGGAUCGUGCUCAGGAGCGUCUGGCCACAGCUCUGCAGAAGCUGGAGGAGGCUGAGAAGGCCGCAGACGAGAGCGAGAGAGGCAUGAAAGUCAUUGAAAGCCGAGCCCAAAAGGAUGAAGAAAAGAUGGAAAUUCAGGAGAUCCAGCUGAAAGAGGCCAAGCACAUUGCUGAAGAUGCUGACCGCAAAUAUGAAGAGGUGGCCCGUAAGCUGGUCAUCAUUGAAAGUGACCUGGAACGUGCAGAGGAGCGGGCUGAGCUCUCAGAAGGCAAAUGUGCCGAGCUUGAAGAAGAGUUGAAAACGGUGACGAACAACUUGAAGUCACUGGAGGCUCAGGCUGAGAAGUACUCGCAGAAGGAAGACAAGUACGAGGAGGAGAUCAAGGUCCUUUCCGACAAGCUGAAGGAGGCUGAGACCCGGGCUGAGUUUGCCGAGAGAUCAGUAACUAAGUUGGAGAAGAGCAUCGACGACUUAGAAGACCAGCUCUACCAUCAACUCGAGCAAAACCGCCGCCUAACUAACGAGCUAAAGCUGGCCCUGAAUGAGGAUUAAAAAUCUGUGUGGAGAAACUUGGGCCAAGUUCUAGGAAUGGAGCCCCUGUUCAGGAAAUCUAUGACUCAUGGGAUUGAAAACGAUCGCUUUCUGCAGAAAUGGGAAGGAAAGGCAUUAGUUGGAAGACCAGUCUUGCCUUGUUUUCCUCUGUAUGUCUCAGUUAAAUCCUCAUUAAUGCCUCCCCAAAGUUUUUAUGAUAUAUUAUGUAUACGUGAAAAUAUUUAUACCAAUCCAGCCCUUCCCACAUCAACAGGUCCACUUUGAACUGACUGAUAAUGAGGGCCUCCCCUUACCAAAAAAAAUUUUGCUAUUUCCUCUUAAUCAGCUGUGAGUCCUGCUUUAAAUAUCUAUUACAAAUGUGUGUCCCUAACAUCUUCAUAACAUGUAUAGUGUUUGAACUGUGAUUCAAUGUACCUAUGCUUGGGCAAAUAGCUUUUGAAGGCAGGAGCUUGUAUCAGAAGUCCCUGGUUGAAAGGUAUGCUUCGUUUAGCUCAACGGUGUUGGAUUCUGAUGGGUGUCAUUCUAAUAAGUAGAAUACCAUAAAAAUACUAAGAGACUGUCCUAAUGAAGUGUGCAUGAGGUGUGUCCAUAACCAUUUGUGAGCAGUAGAAAUAAACCGUUUAAAAUGUGGUUAGAAACCUAUUUAUGUCAUCUUUGUUUCUGUGAGGUUGUGUGCUCGCUCACACAGCUACCAGAUCUUUAACUGCCUGUAACCCAGAAUCCUCUGCUGGUAUUAACUUCAGUUUGUGUAACAAUGCUCUCUACCUGUAUUUGGGUUUUUGCCCCUCCCUUGUUCCCACAGCACCCUGUGGGUGAGCCUUCACCAAACACACCCUGCCCCUGCCGUCAGGGUGGAUGGAUGGUGUAGGUUCACCCCAGGCCUUGUCUGGAAACGCGUGCUGUCUUGAGCAUGUAGAGUGCCGCUCCUCUUCUGUGUGUGUGACUGAUGUUUGCUUACUACGCGUGCAAACCACUAUCACGUCUGGCGCGCAGCUAUUCAUGACUUCGUUUUCUAAUCCCAUCACAGAGAAAGUGGCUCAUGCCAAAGAAGAGAACCUUAGUAUGCACCAGAUGCUGGACCAGACCUUACUGGAGCUAAACAACAUGUGAGAGCCUCCUUAGCCGCGGCCACACCCCUUCAUUCCCCUGGCAUUGUUUUCUUUCCUUUCCAAACACCCGCUUCAGGAAACUCCUUCGACGCAUUUUUAUAUACUUUUAUCCACUGUCACCGAAACAUCUGCAAAGAGCCAGCUAGGGCAGGGGGUGGGGAAAGACACACAGAGAGGCAAGGCCGGGUCGGGGCCCUUAUCACUUAAACGUGCCAUUACCCAGGAUGAUGUUGCCACACUUCUUAGCGUUUUAGGCAUGCGGUUCGCUUAGCCAGGGUAGGAAGCCUCACAGAGCCAGAAAGAUUUCCAGCCAGAGUGCCAAGGUAGAGUCACCAAGAAGACUGAUGUUGGAGACAAUCGGGUGCGGAUUGGUGCUACUUUAAGCAGAAGGACCCCUGAGGGUCUUUUGUUCAAUAUUCUACAACUUAGACCUCCGUCCAACACUAAUUUAUUUUCAGUUUCACUGCAAGACAAGACUAUGGGUUUCUUAUGCCUGUCUUCAUUAAAGUCAAGGGUCUGGAAGCUGCACUGGUCUUUUAAGAGUCCCUUUCCUUCCCAACUGACACCUGCAGCCCCUUCCAGCUCAGCAGGGAGAGCAUUCCAUGGGGAGUGCCCCUCUUUGCAGUUCUCCAUGUCAGGGUGAAAGAUCUAGGCACUACAUACAUAAUUGGUAAAGAAACGGCAUUUUCUGAAGAGUUCUAACUAUAUGUAAACAUUGUAUAAUGAUAUGGAAUAAAAUGCACAUUGUAGGACAUUUUCUAAAUCU
Molecule: messenger RNA, 2896 nt
Organism: Microtus ochrogaster (prairie vole)
Lineage: Eukaryota; Metazoa; Chordata; Mammalia; Rodentia; Cricetidae
Gene: Tpm1
Product: tropomyosin 1
Source: RefSeq, a predicted model, not a curated record